CGCAGCGGGUGACGCGGCGGAAGGGGCGGGGCGCGGCGCCAUGGCGGAGCUGGACUUGCUGGGCUCCAUCCUCAGCGCCAUGGAGCGGCCGCCCGGGCUGGGCGACCAGGAGACGCGGCGCCGCGCGCGAGAACAAGCCGCCCGGCUGAAGAAGCUGCAGGAGCAGGAGAAGCGGCAGAAGGUGGAGUUCAGAAAGAGGAUGGAGAAGGACGUGUCUGAUUUCAUCCAAGACAGCGCACAGACCAAAAAGAAAUUCCAGCCCAUGAACAAGCUAGAACGCAGCAUCCUGCACGACGUGGUGGAAGUGGCCGGCCUGACGUCCUUCUCCUUCGGUGACGAUGAGGAGAGUCGUUAUGUCAUGAUCUUUAAGAAGGAGUUCGCCCCGUCGGACGAGGAGCUGGAGGCCUAUCGCUGUGGGGAGGAAUGGGACCCACAGCGGGCCGAGGAGAAACGCCGCCUCAAGGAGCUGGCUCAGAGGGAGGCGGAGCAGGAGGCGCUGAGGGGCCCGGCCGUGGUGAACCCCAACACCGACUACAAGGACAAGUACAGUCACCUCAUCGGCAAGGAGGCCGCCAAGGACGCCGCCCACACCAUGCAGGCCAACAAGGCGUACGGCUGCGUUCCCGUGGCGAACAAGCGGGACACGCGCUCCAUCGAGGAGGCCAUGAACGAGAUCCGGGCGAAGAAGCGGCUGCGGCAGAGCGAAGACGAGGGGCCGGGCGGGGCCGGGACCUCCUAGUG
Mauremys reevesii (Reeves's turtle) is the source of this 741-nucleotide messenger RNA. It is a transcript of the gene SPAG7, whose product is annotated as sperm associated antigen 7. The transcript is spliced from 7 exons. The coding region runs from base 41 to 739 and encodes 232 amino acids. Gene Ontology annotation, molecular function: nucleic acid binding. NCBI's taxonomy places the organism in Eukaryota, Metazoa, Chordata, Testudines, Geoemydidae. The record is from RefSeq and is a predicted model, not a curated record.